AUGUCUUCAGAUUUUGAAGCCUAUGAACAGGACUUUGGAACCCUGACAGCAGAAAUAACCAACAAAAUUGGAAGGAUUCCCAAGUUAGGUGGAGAGGAGAAGACACAGCUGGUUCUAAAUGUCGACAAACAGCUCGAAGAAGUCAGAGAGUUGAUGGAGCAGAUGGAUCUGGAGGUGCGUGAGCUCCCCAUCCAGAGCAGAGGCAUGUACCAGAGCAGACUGAAGAGCUACAAGGGGGAGAUGGACAAGCUGGAGAAAGACUUUAAAAGGUCACGUAUCGCCUACAGUGAUGAGGUGCGGAACGAGCUCCUGGAAGACGCUGGCUCCUCUGAGAGUCAGAGAGCACAUCUGUUGGAUAACACAGAGAAGCUGGAAAGGUCAUCUCGGAGGCUGGACGCAGGCUACCAGAUAGCAGUGGAAACCGAACAAGUUGGCCAAGAGAUCCUGGCUAACCUACACACUGACCGCGAGAAGAUCCAGAGAUCCAGAGAUCGGCUGAGAGAGACAGACGCCAACCUGGGCAAGAGCUCCCGCAUCCUAACCGGCAUGCUGAGAAGAAUCAUCCAGAACAGAGUCCUGGUCUUCGUCCUCGGCGCCAUCAUCCUCAUCACCAUCAUCCUGGCUAUCUAUUUCAAUGUGCGAGGGCACUGAUCUCCCUAAUUCUCUCUCUCUCUCUCUCACACACACACACACACACACACACACACACACACACACACACACACCAGGCGUGAUUAAUAGCGACAAAAGCAUUGCUCUGGAGUAAUUAGGACAAAUGGUUCCAAUGAAUCACUUUCCAGGCCAUGACAGGGGUCUCUCUCUCUCUCUCUCUCUCUCUCUCUCUCGCCCCCACAGUUUUUGUUCUUUUGUUUUUGAUAUUAUUCAUGGUGUUGUCACCGGACUGUGUUUGAUUGGAUCCAUCUUUCCCCUGGGUAGAGAGAGAGAGCCUAUGGGGAAUUCAAAUAGUUUAGAUGUAAAUCCUGCACUACUUCCAUGGUCUAACCUAAGGUGUCCGCAGUCCCUUUUCUGUGUGUGUGUGUGUGGGUGCUUGUCUAUCUGUACGCAGGGCUUUCCUCUCCCUCUCUGUCAGACCAACUUUCAAUCCAUCUAGUGUAUUAGGCGCUAGACUCAACUCUGAUUAACAUGGGGGCUUACUACAUGCGUCCACAGUCACACACACACAGCCUCCAGGUACAAAGGACAGUACCUUCAAAUAAGAGGUGGUAGUCCGUCACCUCUUUCCACCCGGUUGGGCCCAAAUAUGAGAUCUACAUUCGUAAAUGGAAGACUUAUUCGACUUACAGAAAACGCAUGAAAAGGUUUGCUUCUGUUUUGACUCAAGGAAGGAGACCCUGUUUGAUUUGUCUGUCCUCUCCACAAUAUUCACUCGUAUCAUUGAUAUCAGACUGUGUUUGAUCUCAACGUUGUCCAGAUAUUUUGUUCAUACACACAUGACAUUAAUAUAGAAUUGAUUGUAGUAGUCCACAUACUGCACUAACUGGCAAAUCUACAUAAAUUGUACGCAGAGAAAAAAAAGGCUUUUAGGUUUUUCAUAUUACCAGUAAUUCUGUUACUAUUUAUUUAUAUACAUUGUUUGAGAAUUGAUGAUUUAUUUUUGUUGAUUAUCAUUAAGUGUACAUUUUAUGGUGUCUAUUGUAAACGUAACCUGACGCAAACCAAUGGUCUUUGGCCAGCGAAUCACAUGACAUGUAUAGUUCGUAUUUCUCCAGGACCAGAUCAUUCAUGGAUUGCUUUGAUUGUGUGUGAAUUCAGACUUAAGUCAUUUUUAAUAUGAAUGAAAUUGCUCUGUUGUCCUAUCUAAAUAUUGUUCUUAUUUCUUCGGUUUUGUCCAGAGUUGUAAUGAUGAAAAUGUUUAUGUAGAGCCUUUAACCCAAACAGCUGAUAUGUUGUUGCAUGUUUUUACCAACUCCCAAUACUACGUGUGUUUCAGUCCAGUUUGGAAGGGGAGUGCCAUUCUACUGUAGGUGGACAGAGGAAGAUUGUUGUGUUUUAUGUGCAAAACCCGAGAGGCGCUGCAAAGGGACUGUUUGUGUGUCCUGUCUGUCAUUAGGGCAGAAUGAUGCUCUCAUUAGCCCUGUAACACACACAUUGCUCACACACAAACAUACUCUCAUUAAAACAUACACAGGUACCCCCCAUGUCCUCCACCGACAGACAGACAGAAGGCCGGUGGUCUGCCUGGCUCAGGCCAGACGGCCGCCUGCCUCCGUGCGGCAGAACGAGAGAGAGAGAGAGGCCAUUUGCUAUUCCGUUUCAGGACAAGCCGGUUGUCUUAUUUUGGAAGCGGGGGCUUGUUGGGGGAGGGGGCUUUCUCCGCUACCCCCCCCCCAGCCGCCCGGCGGCUUCAAAGGUUCAAAUUAAUGACCAACAAAAUAGUGGCUCCCCAUCCAUCCCACGUGGGCCAUCCACUGGCCGAGUUAUCAUUAAGUUGAGGAAUAAUGAAAGAGUAAAAAAAGAGGAUAAGGAGAGGAAACGAGGAGGAGGGGAGAAAUCCCUGCCAACCUCAUCAGAUAAUCACCUGUGUUGGUUUUGGUUUUUCCAUCAAAAGGAAGAACAGGUGGAGGUGUGUAUCAGGAUCUAUACCUGGAGGUUGGUGUAUAUGAGCCAAACAACUGAUUAUUGUGUGUACCUAUCUGGAGUGCCUACGUGUGUUCGUCCUCUCUCCUCGGUCCCUUCCUCCCUCCUCUCUCCACCCCCACCCGUCCUCCCUCCUCUCUCCACCCCCACCCGUCCUCCCUCUUUCCCUCACCCCUGUCUUCCUCCCUCUCUCUCUCUCUCCCAGCCUGUCAGGGUGAGCUGAGUUGUAGCGCUGCCGCAGCCUCCCUUCUGCCGUGCAGUGUGGCCGCGGCAGGCAGCGUGGCCACGGCAGACAGCGAGCACGGCUCUAUUUGAAGUUGUAAUGGUGUCAAAAAGUCAGGGCUGACAGACAGCUGUCAGUCCCACAGGGCCUCAUUAAAAACAGACCCACUUGACAAGGAAAUAAUUGAGCGUCGCCGACAACCCUGCCUGGGCUCCGUUUAGAUGUUUGUAUUUUGUUUCAUUAUUAUUUCUGGCUAUUAUGUUCAUUAGGAAAUGGCAUUAAACAACUUUAGAUAAAGGGGGAGGGCUAAUGAUUUGUUUAGAGGGGGGAGUAUUAUUUAACAGGAGGCCUGUCAUAUGAUUCCUUGGUUUGGCAGAUGCCUGGUAUCAUCUGCCAGAACUCUCCUUUUUUUAGUCUACUUUCUCUUGUUCUCCUUUUUGUCUGCCCAUCCUUCCUUUUUUCCCAGCCCUCUUAUAUCUCUCCAUCCCUCCUUCCUUCCGUUCCCUCUCUCUUUCUCUCUCUCCUUCUCUCCCUCCGAGCAGCGGGUGCCUUUAAAGUACGAAAUAGAUUAUUCAUUACCCCCUUUCUGUUCUUUGUGACUGAUUUGGUUUUCGACGAGCAUCUUGCCACGAAGAGAAGGAUGAAAAAUUGUCAAAAAUAGGUUCUAUCUUAUUCCAAGGGGCAACAAUAGCAGCAGGUACAGACACCUUUUAAUAUUUAAUUAAGCCCAGUGUUAACCCACCUCAAGUGACUAGAGGUGUGUGAGCUCCAUACAGACAGGGAGAGAGAGGGGAGGGAUUUUUUGGGGGGGUGAUUAGUAAUUGGAUGUCUAAAGCCAUUUAAAUGUGUUUGCUUCUCUCCGAUCGCUAGACAGGCUCGUGUUUUAUGUCCCUGUCCAUUGUCAUAUGAUCAUUGUCUGAGGGGCUGGUGAGUUCGUCAUGUCCAAGGCUGAAUAUGCUUUUUAAGGUUUUGGAGAUGUGUCUACCAUUUAGGUUUGAGUCAUCUCUUCUUCCUUAUGCAAGAGCCAUUUAUGCCACAUUUGAAAAAUCGGGAAAACUACGUCUCCUGGUGUUUAAUACACAAACAAGGGGUCCUCUCGAAAACCGGUAAAAGGGGAUAAUUGUUCCCAGGACGAGUAAACUUUUCGGCAGCGGCCCCUUCCGGUACAAAAUCCUGCCGUUUGUCAGCCGUUUAGGCGGACAGGAAUUGUGACAGGGAGCGUUUGAGCCGUUGUCCCUCUGAAAGACGCACCUUAAACGGGAUAGUUAAACAACUCCGACAGUGGGAUCACGAUGGGAGGGCAGACGUUUUAUCUCCCAGAGAGUCUCCGCUGUGAGGGACGCCCACCCGCAGACCAGCGAGCCGAAGUCCACAAUGACACCGUUUGACAAUAGGGAUGAGUCUGCAUCUGUAUCGACUGUCCACACAAACGCAGACAAAAAUACAUUACACACGCAUCCCUCUCUACUGUCACACGUGCUGGAGCAACCCCCUAAACCCCCUUUCAUUCUAUGAUAGUAGAGAGAGGGCUACAGUAUGUUCCCCCUUUCAUUCUAUGAUAGUAGAGAGGGCUACAGUAUGUUCCCCCUUUCAUUCUAUGAUAGUAGAGAGAGGGCUACAGUAUGUUCCCCCUUUCAUUCUAUGAUAGUAGAGAGAGGGCUACAGUAUGUUCCCCCUUUCAUUCUAUGAUAGUAGAGAGGGCUACAGUAUGUUCCCCCUUUCAUUCUAUGAUAGUAGAGAGAGGGCUACAGUAUGUUCCCCCUUUCAUUCUAUGAUAGUAGAGGGCUACAGUAUGUUCCCCCUUUCAUUCUAUGAUAGUAGAGGGCUACAGUAUGUUCCCCCUUUCAUUCUAUGAUAGUAGAGAGAGGGCUACAGUAUGUUCCCCCUUUCAUUCUAUGAUAGUAGAGGGCUACAGUAUGUUCCCCCUGUUUGUACCAGUCCAAGUAGAAUGGCUUUCUUCUUUUUUCCCUCCCUGCUCUUCUCUUUUAAAUCAUCCAACGCUGUUGUUUAUUUUAAUGGUGUUUACACGCACAAAGACAUGACAAUGGCCCUAUUCUCUGCGGUAGGUCACAGAGCUACAGCCGUGUCUAGAGCACCUACCCUUGUGCUUGUGGGCGAAAAGAUGGAGCCGGAAUAGUGCAAUGGCGAGUGCAGUUGGUUUGCGUGUCGUGUGUGCAUGUUUCGGUCGGUGUUCAAAAUGUCCAUCAAUAGUGUAAGUCUAGUAUCUUGAUGAUCAAGUCCGAGCAGCUGAACUCAACAUUGUGUUGCUUUUCAUACUUUUUUGGGGGGGUGUUUAGUUUCUCCUCCCUCCCCCCCCGAGACAUUUUUGUGCUUUCUGUAGAUGUGAAGAACAUUUGUGUUGUCAUUAAAGCAGUAUUGCAUUUCAACAACAAA
Oncorhynchus nerka (sockeye salmon) is the source of this 5215-nucleotide messenger RNA. Its product is annotated as vesicle transport through interaction with t-SNAREs homolog 1A-like. The record is from RefSeq and is a predicted model, not a curated record. Gene Ontology annotation, cellular component: Golgi apparatus; endoplasmic reticulum membrane; ER to Golgi transport vesicle membrane. Gene Ontology annotation, biological process: Golgi to vacuole transport; intra-Golgi vesicle-mediated transport; intracellular protein transport. Gene Ontology annotation, molecular function: SNAP receptor activity; SNARE binding. Lineage: Eukaryota; Metazoa; Chordata; Actinopteri; Salmoniformes; Salmonidae.